This is a messenger RNA of Stegodyphus dumicola, 2204 nucleotides long. RefSeq lists its product as uncharacterized. Gene Ontology annotation, molecular function: protein serine/threonine kinase activity; ATP binding. Gene Ontology annotation, cellular component: nucleus. NCBI's taxonomy places the organism in Eukaryota, Metazoa, Arthropoda, Arachnida, Araneae, Eresidae. Gene Ontology annotation, biological process: protein phosphorylation; mitotic DNA damage checkpoint signaling. The record is from RefSeq and is a predicted model, not a curated record.
AGCUGCCGAGGUUGCAAAAGCUGUCUUUGACAGCUAUAUACGAGUAAUUGCACUUUGUCAUAGACACAUCAUCAUCAAGAAUCAUCAUCAAGACAUCAUCAUCAAGAAUUUUGUUUACCUAUUGUAUACCUCUGGUGGCUGCCUUAAAUUUUAAAAGAAAAAAAAAACCUUUAUAUGUUGAAUUCCUUGCUCAGGGAGGAUACGGAUGGGUGUCUUUGGUUUAUGAUGAUGUUCAAUCUCGUGCAUUGGCUGUUAAGUGCACAACUGAAACCAGCGAGAUGGAACUCGGAUGGUGGCCAAAGUUACAUCAUCCCAACAUCUUACCACUCCUAGAGUACAUCACUCUUGAUGCUUGUACCGUCUUCAUCAUGCCAGCCAUGAGGAAGGAUUUAUGGAUGUGUGUUAAUGAGCCACGUUUUUAUAGCGAAGAACUGAGUUUCGGACUCUGUCGAAUCUGGCUUCGAGACGUGGCCACUGCGCUUGACCAUCUGCACGAACAUGGCCUCUGCCAUCUCGAUCUGAAAUUGGACAACGUGUUUCUGAAGCCGGAUGGGUAUGCCUGUCUGGGUGACUUUUCGCUCUUGUCCGACCUAAAGGAAGUGCCUGAAGGAUUUCAUUUUCUCGAGUUGUACGAGCCUCCUGAGUAUACUCACUGGUGCCACGGCGUGCCACCUCCUGCAUUAUCCUCUGGCACCAAAUUCGGAGGUGAUAAAGCAGAUAUGUGGCAGUUCGGUAUUCUCUCCGUUGACCUGCUUACAAAUCUCAAACUCAGCAGCUCAAAGAGUUCCUACUUUUCAAUGUGGCACCACGACGUUUGGCCUUUCAUUGAAAAGAUUCUGUUACACAAGGAAUACCUUGACUAUCUGCUGGAAGACAGCUUUCAGAAUGUUAUAUUUUCCGCUGAGGACUUCGAACUGUGCCAUGACUUCAUUAAUAAGAUCCUGUGUAUGAAUCCCGAUUCGCGCAUCAGCGCUCGUGAAGCCAUGAGCCACGAAUUUGUGAACGUCCCAUGGCCUCAACUACCUGCUGCUUUCAGUUUGCCGACACUCGUUAUUGAGCAUGUACGCACACCUAGACUUUCGAUAAUUGAGGAAAUGAAAGAGGAGAAAAAACUUCCAGAUCCCGCUGCAAUGUCAUCUCAAGAACUCGAAGAGGUCAUGAUGGAACCUCAGGAGGAAGACGACUUACAGGCCGUGUCAUCCAUAGAUGCCAUAGAUAUCCUCAAGAAGAAAAUGAAGAAAAUAAAAAGAGAGAAGAUAGUCCGAAGAGAAUCCAUUGCAGAAGCAGAUCGACAUGUUGCUGAGAUAAAACCAAAGCCUCUAGUUAAAAUUAUACCAGAAAAAAAGGAAGCAGAAGAUUCCGUUGCCACAACUUCAGAAAAGAAGAAAACAAUAUCAACUGCAAAUAAACCGAGGCCUUCUAUAUCAGUGGCAACUUCCACAUCAAAGGAUGCUUCUACACCAAAGACAGCUUCCAUAUUAAAGAGAGCUUCAACAUCAAAGACAGCUUCUACACCAAACAAAACUUUCGCAUCGAAGAGAGCUUCUAUGUCAAAGACAGUUUCUACACCAAAGAGAGCAUCUACACCAAACACAGAUUUCACAUCAAAGAGAGCUUCUAUAUCAAAGACAGUUUCUACACCAAAGAGACCUUCUUCACCAAAGACAGCUUCCACAUCAAAUAGACCUUCUAUAUCAAAGACAACUUCUAUACGAAGAAGAUCUUCUUCACCAAAGACAGCUUCUACACAAAGAAGAUCUUCGUCACCAAGGACAGCUUCUACACGAAGAUCUUCACCAAAGACAGCUUCUACACGAAGAAGAUCUUCUUCACCAAAGACAGCUUCCAUAUCAAAUAGAGCUUCUAUAUCAAAGACAGCUUCUACACAAAAGGCAGCUUCAACAUCAAAGCCAGCUUCUACAAGUGUAAAAUUUCGUCAGACACUGGAUAAAAAAUCGCUUGUCAAAUAUCAUGAACCCCAGCCAUCAUCAUUCGCUAAGAAGAAGCCACCUGACAAGAAAUCGAAGAAAGACCAAAAAUGAAGCUUAAUAAUUCCUUAUUCGCACUUCAUGGUCAUUAUAAAAUGAACAGCAAUUCCAGUUCCUUCCUGCAAUUCACAAUUUUACUUUUAACAGAAUUUUCGGAAACUUUUCUCUAAAUUCUUGGCGUCCUUUGUAAAUCUGAGACUUCAUUGCAGAAUAAAA